UUUACGCAAUUAAAUUGGACCUGUGCAUACUGAGGUUAGGCCGAAAUUUCAGUUGAGGUUAUGUUUGGUCUAUGUUUUGAUUUCGCGUUAUCGGGUGUCAAGGGUCAUAUUGCGUGAUUAAAAUGUUUGGAAUAUGUUACUCCGAAGGCGCUCAUCAAGUCCUAAACUCGCUUUUGCAAGAUUUCUAUCUGCUAUACUUUCAAAGGUAUUCCAGGUCCGAGCAUAACCUGAAAAUAUCAAUUAUCUUAUGAAAAUAUUGUAGUUUAAGUGGUACAAAAUUAAGCUAAUUACAUUACGUCGAACAAAUCAAACAAUUUUUUCAAUAUUCUCUUCUGCCUCUUUAUUACGAAAUCAAAAAAAACAUGGCCCUCUUCGAUUACAAUCUCAAAAGAUUAACAUUUGUUACUCGGAUAUUGAUGAAUCGCGAUAUCCGAUUCAUUUUACCAUUGAUAAUGGCUAACUACACACGUUUGCAACUUUUACGUCUUGUGAAAAUGAACUUAAGAGUAAAAUCCAUUCCUGACGAGGCUCUACAGCUCUUUAUUGGCAGAGAAUUAUCAUCUACGACCAAUUACGUCGAUACCUAUUCGUGCAUUUUAGCUAAUGCCAAGCUAAUUAAUGUCUCGACUAUUUCGUGGUAUUAUGUGUGCUAUACAUCUUCUUUGAAGAAAUACAAGGUGACAAUUAUUCCAAGCAAUCAUGCUAACACCGAUGAGCUUGUGAUGUCAGAAACGAUGAAGUUCAACAUACAGAGCUAUCUAAGCGUGACAGACUUUGAAUCAGAUCGAUAUUUUAUAAUCGCAGCCUCAGAUCCUGAUCAAGGGAUUGCAGAAGAAGCUGAAAUAUCUUUAAUAUCAAAUCCGUAUGAAUGUCUAGAAGAUUUGGUCGAUACUUUACUGCAUAAUUACUUUUCUGAGGCUCGAUAUCUGAGGGAAAAUGACGUCUUCUCCAUUGAUAUAAAAAACUUUGCACCCAGCUUCCAGUUCCUAGUGGCUGGUAACAACUUCAAUGCAGUUCUCUUCAAAGUCAGACAUUUGAAUGUUGAUAAGCUCACUCAAAAUCCACGGAAAGGGUGUUUUAUCGUACGAGGCAUAACUAGUCUGGUUCAAAAAUCAAAUAUCCAUAGCUAUAUUCCACGCCGGUAUCUAAUCUCGGCUUAUAAAUUCGAAAAUGGGUUAUUAGAUGACAACAAAGUGAUGGACUCUUUUUUGAGCAAUUGUCCACCAGCGUUGGAAGAGCCUUUGAAAUCGCUUACAGCUUGUAUUUCGCCUUUCAUUCAGCACGAUAGUUUUGUUGAUGUACGACCAGUCUUUCUUGUGGAGGGGUCCGAAGGAAGUGGGAAAUCUAAUUUAGUACGAAUUACUGCGGAGAGGAUGGGCCUCAAUUUAUUGAAAGUCGAUUUUUCUGACGUGCAAUCUUUGACCAGCGCCCAAACAGAGGCAAAACUUAGAAUAGUUUUUCACAAUGCACAAAAUUGCGUACCGUGCAUUUUAAUGCUGAGUAACAUUCAGAUCUUUGGUAAGGAUGGAGAGGGUAAAGAAGACGAGCGAAUAAUAUCCUCAUUUAAUUCCGAGUUAAGAAAUUUGUACAAAGUGGGCUCUAAGUACCCGUUGAUUGUAGUCGCUACUGCUGAUACUUCGAGAAUACCUGCUAGUUUGCAGCAAGUCUUUAUAGAAACUAUUUCUAUGGAACCUUUGAGUCAAAAUCAGAGAUUUGAAACUCUGAAAUGGCUUUUGGCCUCUAAGGGGUUCAGAAUCAAAGUAGAUCUAUCCCAUGUCGCAGCUUUGUGCACAGAUUUUGUACUCGCCGAUCUGAACGCCUUUGUUCUCCACGCAGCCAAAAUUAAAAGCAGAUUUUCAUCUACCGAGACUGGAAUUUCUGAACUAACAUUAAUGCAGGACGAUUUUUCAAAGGCUCAUGAAUACAUGCAGUCGAGGUAUUCGGAUUGGAUAGGUGCGCCGCGAGUACCAAAAGUCUAUUGGGAGGAUAUAGGAGGCCUGGCAGAUUUAAAGAGUGAAAUACUGCGAAGAAUAGAGCUACCGUUGUUGACGUCAGAUAAUGUCGGACUCAAUAGAACUGGUCUGCUUUUAUACGGCCCUCCAGGGACUGGGAAAACUCUUUUAGCUAAGGCAGUCGCAACCGAGUGUCAAGUUCACUUUCUAUCUGUGAAGGGACCUGAAUUAUUAAACAUGUACGUCGGGCAGAGUGAGAAAAAUGUCAGACAAGUAUUCGAAAGAGCAAGAGCAUCGGCGCCAUGUGUGAUAUUCUUUGAUGAGCUAGAUUCACUGGCGCCAAAUCGUGGAAAAAACGGAGAUAGCGGAGGAGUGAUGGAUCGUGUUGUUUCGCAACUGUUAGCUGAAAUAGAUGGAUUGGGAAGUAAAGGAAGCGUGUUUAUCAUUGGGGCAACAAAUAGGCCAGAUUUAAUUGAUCCAGCACUGCUAAGACCCGGAAGAUUUGACAAAUUGUUAUACGUGGGAAUAUCGUCAGACAAAAAAUCACAGCUGAGUAUAUUAAAGGCACUGACUAGAUCAUUCAAAUUCUCUGAUAACGGUGCUGAACUUGACCAACUUGUUGAAAUAUUACCGGACAAUUUAACCGGCGCCGAUUUGUACGCAGUUUGUUCAAAUGCCUGGCUUUUCGCAGUGCGUAGAAAUUUAGAGAAACUCGAUAAUAAGAAUGAAACCGAUCAAGAGAUGAAAGAUGAUAAUGAUAGUCUCGUGGAUCACAACAAAGUUGUUGUGACCAAAGAUGACUUUUUCAAAGCAGCCAAAAAUAUCACACCUUCCGUCGGUAAAGAUGAAUUAAAACGUUACGAAAGAUUAAGAUAUGAAUUAAGUCCUACGGUUAGGUAGAUUUAAAAAUGAAAUUAUUUUUCCACCCAGUAUAAAACAUGCACGUGACGUCCACCAUUCUCCAGGGUGAUAUAUUUUCUUUUAUCAGAAGCACGAUGGCACAAGAAUUUAAUGUGGCAAUUUAAUUCAUAUCUAUGUUAUGUAUUAUAGCCUUGUCUUCCGUACUGAUUAUUACAUCCCAUAUCACUGCUCUAAUUGAAAAAGAAGCGUUACGAUGAGGCUUAUCGAAAUCAGUCUUUGCCCUGUCCACUCAGGCAUCUUGUGACAGACCCGAUAGAAUUUCCUGAGAGAUUAUGCCAAAGCAUGAAAUCAUGUACAGAGGCACAUGUUACGGGUAAAUAGUCAAAGGGUCCCAUAAUUAAACGUCUUGUAACGCACCAAUCUUUAUCUCAGCUUCCAAUUUUUGUACAUCAUAAGGAAUAUAUAAUUAUAAUCUUCAUGUAUUGGUAAAUUUUAAUUAAAAAAAAAAAUCUGCACUACGUAUUUUGAUGAGUUAUCAUCUAUGUGUACAGAAAAAGAACGGUUCGCAGAGAACUAAAAAUAAGUCGAAAAGCGACGGUGAGUCAGAUAAAUUAAUCCUAAAGGAAAAGGAGAAAGAAAACCAAUACGUACAAGUUUUUUAAUUUUACAAUUUAUCACGCAGUGAUCUAUACAACUAUACGUAACAAAAUUUUUGUCAUGUUUACUGAAUAUGUAGAGUAUUUUCAUUGUCUUGUCGUUUUUUGGUCUCAGAUACAGUUUUUUACAGUAUUGAAACAUUUGAUCGCGAAUAAUUACAGAGUAAAUGCAUAACGGAUCGUUAAUACUGCGCCAAAAAUAAAUAUAAACAUAUUAUAGGUAUAUGGGUAUAGAUAUGUACACGUAUUGCAACAAUAUAAUGUGAUUAAAGAAAAUAAAAUUUAUAUACACGAACACAUAAGAUAGGAUUCAUUAUUGCGAUGACAAUAAAUAAAAAUGUUCGAACAAUACCGACAAUGAACAAACAAACAAACAAACAAACAAACAAACAAACAAAUGAAUGAUGAUGAUAGCGAAAUUAAGGAAAAUAACAAAAUUGAUAAACAAGUAUUAAUAGAUGUGGUUAAUAGGACAUUAUAUUAUUAUGUACACCCUUGGAGAACGUGAUAUAAUUAAAAUUAUCUGUUUCUCUAAGAGAAGUUCAAUUAAAGUAUCAAGCUUAAUUGGACAUGAACGUUGUAGACUAAUUAGGUAUAUUUAAACCGACGAUAUUACAAAGGUUCAAGGAGCAAACUGUACAAUUCGAGUCUCACACGCCCACACAUAUUUUUGUAACGUUCUCAUAAAUGUUCAUCAGAUCGAAUACAAUUUCAUAUUGUUGACUGACUCGGAAAAUUUUUAAUAACGACUUAGAAAUUGUCCGUAAUUUGAAUAUUUUUAAACUGAUAUUCUAAAGUGUUUCAUUAAAAAUCACCGAAUACAUAUCUAAUUUGAAACACUUUAAUUCAAUAUUGGCAAAAGAACAAUAAGACUUGGAUGCAGUUGAUUUUAAACCCACAGCCUGUUAUUCUAGAGAGUAACAUAAUUUUGAAAAGAUCAGAUAUAAUUUUUUGACCUUUUUGAUCGUUUAGAUUUCUGAAUUAUCUGAUAUUCCAGAGUGUGAAAAUUUUCCUUGUCACCUUUUCCAAUGCUCACAAUAAAGUUUAGAAUAUUGGAUGUGUUAAACUUCUCGUAAACAAACAUUCGCGAAACCAAUGUCGGUAAAUAAAUAAGUAAAUAAACAAUUAAGCCAGUUGUAACAUCAACGUUAUACGCGCAACAGCAGCAGAACAUUGACGGUUUUCUUUGUAUUCAUAGGAAAUCGUUAUAAUUGUGUGUAACUGCUAAUUGUACAGUUUGAUUUUUGUGAAAGAUGAGAAACACAGAUUUUGAAUUGAAAUCCGCAGACGAGCAAAGUCCGCGAAUUAAUUAACGCCCCGACAAGUGACCCCUUUGCGUCGAGAUGCAAUAAUUAGCUGGUCACAGUUACUCGCUUCUUACGAGGACAACAAUCUUCUCUGUAUAUUGGUUGUAAUUUCAGUACUGAGCUCUUGGAGUAGGCUUGAAAGUACACCGUUUACUCUGUCAUUUUAAUUAUUACUUGAGAUUAUGCUAUUAAUAACAAACUUAAAACCACUUCGAGACUCGUCGAAUUUAAGUUUACAAAAGGCAGUGUAGCUCGUGUAUGGAGUCAAGUUGACCCGAUGCGAGAAUAUCACAGAAAAAUCGAACGCAGUUAUCAAUUCGUACCAAGAAUUUUAAAAUCCUUAGGGUAAGCCGUAGAACAAAUAAUUCUCACACCACUCCCGAGCUCCCUCGUGAUUCGUACAGCACCAUGGAUAAACUACAGGGCUUUUUGUCUUC
Messenger RNA from Neodiprion fabricii, 5213 nucleotides. RefSeq names its product peroxisome assembly factor 2 (gene Pex6). NCBI's taxonomy places the organism in Eukaryota, Metazoa, Arthropoda, Insecta, Hymenoptera, Diprionidae. Gene Ontology annotation, biological process: protein import into peroxisome matrix. The transcript is spliced from 6 exons. Bases 363 to 2852 code for a protein of 829 amino acids. The record is from RefSeq and is a predicted model, not a curated record. Gene Ontology annotation, molecular function: ATP binding; ATP hydrolysis activity. Gene Ontology annotation, cellular component: peroxisomal membrane; cytosol.